AUAAGAGUAAAAGGAAUUGUUACUGGCACACAGGCCCUCAUGAAGGGUGGCAGCUCAAGCCCUCAUACUUGGUGAUACAGUUGGUCUUACCCAAGCUAGUGUCAGUAGAAUUAUUAGAGAUGUGACCCAAAUUCUCACAGAAAGGGCAAGAUUUGAAAUAAAGAUGCCAACAGGUAAUGUACAAAUAGCAAGAACUGUGCAAGGUUUUGCCAGAAUAAGAAACCUUCCAAGAGUCAUUGGUGCAAUUGAUGGAACACACAUACCCAUAAAAGCCCCAAUUGAAAAUGAAGGAACAUAUGUAAACAGGAAGCGAUACCACUCUCUCAAUGUACAAGUAGUAUGUAAUGCCGAUGGGUUGAUCACAAACUACAGCACCAAGUAUUCAGGUUGUAAACAUGACGCCUUCAUCUGGGCCAACUGCUUACUUCGCCGUCGCUUUGAGGCUGGUGAUUUUGGUGAUAAUUAUUUGAUUGGUGACAGUGGGUACCCAUUAGAGGCAUUCCUCAUGACACCAUUCAAAAACCCCUCAACCCCUGGAGAAGUUAGGUAUAACAACAGCCAUACCAAAACCCGCGUAGUUGUAGAGCAAACUUUUGGUGUCCUAAAAUCACGAUUUAGAUGCCUUCACCGUUCUGGUGGAUCACUUCAAUACGAUCCUUCCAAAUGUGCCAAAAUUGUAAAUGCAUGUUUCCUUCUUCACAAUUAUUGUUUAAUGAGAAGGGUACCACUUCCCCACGACAUGGUCGACGAUGAUGGAGAGAUUGACAAUCCAGCUGAAGCUGUAGCAGGGACAGGCCAAGCAGUCAGAGCCAAUGUAGUCCAUAAUUGGUUUACUGGAUGAAUUAAAAUCAAAUAUCAAUUCACCAAUACAUUUUUCCUCUGUUUAAAUAGUAUUUUUUAGUGCAGUAUACAGAGGUAAUGCGAAUAAAGCGUACAUUGAUUUAACUUUUAUUUUCAAUAUACUGUACAUAAUAAAAUAAACUUCUUUAUAGAAAUUAAA
This is a messenger RNA of Homarus americanus (American lobster), 1000 nucleotides long. Its product is annotated as putative nuclease HARBI1. The record is from RefSeq and is a predicted model, not a curated record. The coding region runs from base 164 to 841 and encodes 225 amino acids. The transcript has 2 exons. NCBI's taxonomy places the organism in Eukaryota, Metazoa, Arthropoda, Malacostraca, Decapoda, Nephropidae.